Molecule: messenger RNA, 1392 nt
Organism: Laetiporus sulphureus 93-53
Lineage: Eukaryota; Fungi; Basidiomycota; Agaricomycetes; Polyporales; Laetiporaceae
Product: NAD-P-binding protein
Exons: 5
Coding region: 194-1054 (286 amino acids)
Source: RefSeq, a predicted model, not a curated record
CCAGGGCAACGUUCUGAUCAUGAACACAUGCAGGUUGAAGCAGGGCUGAUGUAGAGAUAGUCCGAUAUCUACAUCAAAACGGGAGGUAUCGAACUAUGAAAGAUAUAAUCGCACUACCCUUGUAACAUCUUGACUACCUCGCUGCCUGGAUUCUCCUGGAAACUGAUCAGAAGGGUAGCCGUCGAGUGACUCGAUGAUUGAACAGAAAGUCUGGUUCAUUACAGGAACAUCCUCAGGCCUUGGCAAAUGCCUGGUCAGCUCAGCACUACAGAGAGGCGACUAUGUAAUUGCAACAGGGCGCCACAUGCAAGACUUCUCGGCAGACCGCACCAAUCCUCGUCUGCAUGUGAUGGAGCUCGACGUAACGGAAAGUGAGGAAACCAUCAAGCGGAAUAUGAACAACGCCUUGGCUGUGUGGGGUCGAAUCGAUAUUCUCGUCAACAACGCGGGUUACGGGUCCAAAUGCAUGAUAGAGGAGGGAGGGUCUACAGCCGCGCUAGCCCAGUUCCAAACCAAUUUCUUCGGUGUCUUGAAUGUGACGAACGCAAUCCUGCCGCACAUGCGCAGCCGCAAGGCUGGGACGGUCGUGCUCGUAGGCAGUCGCUCUAUAUGGCAAGCGAACGUGCCUACUGCUGGCUUCUACAUUGCGUCGAAAGCCGCUAUCCACGCUAUCAGCGAAACACUCUCUGCUGAGCUUGCACCGUUUGGGAUCCGUGUGCUACUUGUCGCUCCCGGAGGGUUUCGCACCAACAGCAACGACAAGAUACCGUACUCGAUGAAUCAUCACGUUGAAGAUUACGACGGAUUCCGUGAGAGCAUCCUUGAGAAGCUGAAGGAUUACUGGAAACACGUCAAAGGCGAUCCAGCGAAGGCAAUGGAGGUACUGGUCGACGUCCUCCGAGGAGAGGGAAGAGCAGAAGGGAGGGGGUUGCCUUCGCACUUGCUCCUGGGGAACCCGACCUACGACAACGCUAAGGCUUAUUCUGAGCGGCUCUCGCAGACGAUGAAAGCCUGGGAGGAUAUAGCGAUGGAUCUCGAUUUUGAGGAUGAAUAAGCAAUGCACUCACUUUUUAUAAUCGAACGUCGAGCGAAGAGAGCGCAGACGUCCACAUGGUGACCACAUGAACGUGCUGGGAGAUGUACAAUAUACAAGAAAUGAAGAACAUGUUGGCGUGGCGGAACAGCAUCUGGAUGGAUGAGUUCCAUAAGCAUCAAGUGGUCGUUGUCUGGAGAUCGCGUCACAGACUCAAAACCCGUGGGCCUAUCGUAAGGACCCCGCCAUUCAACAGCUGCUGUGCGAAAGCUGAGAACAGCGCACCUACUCGGUUAGUGCACAGAUGCAGGAAGUUGAUCGCUUACCUCGAUUCAUAGAGUCGCUCGUCCGACAUCCCG